Molecule: messenger RNA, 1332 nt
Organism: Mya arenaria
Lineage: Eukaryota; Metazoa; Mollusca; Bivalvia; Myida; Myidae
Exons: 6
Coding region: 100-1263 (387 amino acids)
Source: RefSeq, a predicted model, not a curated record
AAAUUAUUGACAGCAUAAAUCUUUAUACGUGUGUAUUCGUAAAGAACUGUUGACACCGGCACUGAAGCAACACUUUGAAUUUGUGUUGAACCGAUUGCGAUGUCAGCAAUACAGCGCAGACGGACGUUCAAAGCGCCGUUUUCACAGACGAGUCAACUGUCGACACAUUGCAAGAAACAGUGCAAUGCCGAUAAAACCAGAAUCACUCCAGCAACGUCGUCAGAACAAACAGUUUCUCCUCUUCGACUAAGUCGUAUUCAAAUAGUGACACCUAAAACAAAGAGCAAGAUAAAAGAAAGGUUUGCAUGUGGCCUUUUCCAAAAUGUAGGACAAGAAAACUUGCACGAAACAUCGCCAGGGAUAUAUGCACCAUUUGAAUUCAGCCAAAGCGAACCUGUUAACGGUACUCAAGAUUUGGAAUCAGAAAUUAACAAAAGCGACGUACACAUCUCUGUAAAUUUACUUGCGGUGGAGGACAAAGAUGAUUCUGGAAAUAACGGCAACUUAAAACUAGCCGAGCAAAAAAAUAAUAUUGUCAUAACUGAAAACGGACAUAAGGAGCAAACAUCCUAUGUUCCAAUAAUCAAUACUGAUAUAACCAAAGCAGGUUUUGAGAAGGUAGUAGUUGAAGAUGGUAAUUCAGAAUCUGGUGAAGAAUUUGAUUUGGGACUUUCUGAUGUCGACGAAAUGGAACAAAGAGAUUGCGAUGUUGGCAAAGAAAUCGCUGCACAAAAUAGUGCUUCCCAAACAUGCACAAAAGGCGAUAUCAAAGGGUUAGGUGAAAUUCAGAAAGGAACAGACUUCAGAAAGACAAACACAGCUGAUACAGUUUUAAACAGAUAUAUAAGUGUUGCCAAAAACAAGGAAAAGGUAAACAAAGAACGUGGACUUGCGAAGGGGGGAAGCAAAGGAGAAAAACACAAACAACGUAAGGACAACACAGAGGACAAUGGAAUUAUGAAACCUUCCGACUUAUACAAAAUCAGUCGGUCUGAUUCUUCAAAACAGCCUGCUAAAAGACAGAACAGAAAACGUUGUCACAGGAAAUCAAAAUGCUUUCAAGAAAUGGUGAGGUGUUCAGUACUGAAAACCCUUGCAAUGAUGCACAUUGAAAUACAGAUAUUGCAGAAUAGGAGACAUAAACUUCAGGCGAAUGUGUUGAAAGAGUCCGCGAAGAUGGACCAACACAGUGAAAAUCUCGAAGACGGCCCCGGGGAAAGUAUGUCAAAGGUCGAAGAGUUGUGUAACAUUCAAGAAGAAUAGAGGAAAAUGCCUACCAAACCACCAGUUCGUCUGUUUAUUGUAAUGUUUGGUGAAUACUAGUAUACACGU